AUGCAUCAUCUAUCGACAGCCCUCACGGCUGCCCUUGUCGUCGUUGCCAAUGCUGCGCCAGCCCUCCCGACUUUGGAUAGGAGGGACAACUCCGUCAAUGCUCUGGAUAGUUUGUCGGGGUACUUUAACCUCAUUGCAUCCAAGGUCGAGGCAUCCAAGCUUCUCUCGACGGCUCCCUUGUGUGACUUGUCGAAAGCCCGGAUGCCCGAUGGAAUCGAUGGGCUGCCUCCCCCCGACAAUGGCUUGACCGUACGCCACGUAGCAGUCGGACGUGGGACUCAAAACUACACUUGCGAUGCGAACAACGCACAUGCCUCCCCCAAGGCCGCCGGCGCCGUGGCCACCCUCUUCAAUGCCAGCUGUAUUGCGGCUCUGUACCCUGACCUCCUCUCGCGAAUCCCGCCCAUGGCCGUGCACUUCCAGCUUGACGAGGCCGAGAAGCUUGGUCCCACAGCCAUGGCCAAGUCUGGGGUGCACUACUUUGACGGUUCAACCCCAUUCUUCAACUUGGACACGCCGGCGCUGGCCAUUGGCCGGGUGCCCUGCGCGAAGAACAGCUCGGCCAAGGCCCCUUCCACCGCGGCCGUGGGCCAAAAGGGCGAGAAGGCAGUGACCUGGCUGCGGCUCACAGCCAUGGACGGCACCACGGGAGAUAUCAAGGACGUUUACCGUGUGGACACGGCUGGCGGUUCGCCACCUGCCACAUGCAAGGACAUGCCUGCGACAUUCGAGGUCCAGUAUUCAGCAGUGUGA
Messenger RNA from Metarhizium album ARSEF 1941, 753 nucleotides. RefSeq lists its product as uncharacterized. The record is from RefSeq and is a predicted model, not a curated record. The transcript has 2 exons. NCBI's taxonomy places the organism in Eukaryota, Fungi, Ascomycota, Sordariomycetes, Hypocreales, Clavicipitaceae. The coding region runs from base 1 to 753 and encodes 250 amino acids.